GGGAGACUGUUCCCAAAAUAUCAAGAACGCAUGCGUGCGCUGCUUCUUUCCUUUUGCCUCGUUGCUACCGAGUGAGCAAGAUGGGUCACCAGCAACUCUACUGGAGCCACCCGAGGAAAUUCGGCCAGGGCUCUCGCUCUUGCCGCGUCUGCUCCAACCACCACGGCCUGAUCCGGAAGUACGGCCUCAACAUGUGCCGCCAGUGUUUCCGCCAGUUCGCGAAGGGCAUCGGCUUCAUUAAGUUGGACUAAGGGAACUUCC
Pipistrellus kuhlii (Kuhl's pipistrelle) is the source of this 261-nucleotide messenger RNA. RefSeq names its product 40S ribosomal protein S29-like. Gene Ontology annotation, molecular function: structural constituent of ribosome; zinc ion binding. Gene Ontology annotation, biological process: translation. Gene Ontology annotation, cellular component: ribosome; cytosolic small ribosomal subunit. The record is from RefSeq and is a predicted model, not a curated record. Lineage: Eukaryota; Metazoa; Chordata; Mammalia; Chiroptera; Vespertilionidae. The transcript has a single exon. The coding region runs from base 81 to 251 and encodes 56 amino acids.